AUGGGCUUGCGGCGGUCUCCAUCGCCUCGUCCCGAGGCCCCACGACUCCCUCCAGCUGUCAUCAGGAUCAACCGGAUGUCGGAAUACGCGGACCUGCUGCACUGGUCGCCACAUGUAAUUUCCCACGACGACCGGGGGUACCCGACGGCCUCGCACCUGUACGAGGCGGCGAAGUUCUUGCCGCAAUACCCCGAGGUCGCCGAAGCCGUGCGGAACGCCGCAACAUGCGAGGAGGCCGUCGCUUUCGGGGAGAGGUACCGCGAGUACUGGCGCCCGGAUUGGCCGAAGAUCCAGAUGAGCAUACUCGAAGACAUCCUGCUCACCAAGUUUUUUCAAUACGAUGACUUGCGCGCACUGCUCUUCUCCACGGGAAACGCCGACCUCGUCUUUUUCGACGAGGACGUGGUGUUUGGGGACGGUUUGAUCGGUCAAGGACAAAACAACCUCGGCCGCGCGCUCAUGGUCGUACGCCAACGCCUUCGCGCAGAAUUUGUGAACGAGGCGAGGGCGGCGGACGAGCAACUGGGACACGUCCCGCAUUGA
Epithele typhae is the source of this 543-nucleotide messenger RNA. RefSeq lists its product as uncharacterized. NCBI's taxonomy places the organism in Eukaryota, Fungi, Basidiomycota, Agaricomycetes, Polyporales, Epitheliaceae. The record is from RefSeq and is a predicted model, not a curated record. The transcript has 2 exons. The coding region runs from base 1 to 543 and encodes 180 amino acids.